CACCUGUCGUCACUGAUGACAGAUAACCUCCUGAUAAAACUGAUUAAAAAUAUAACCUCAAAAUAAAACUGUUGCAGACAGAUUGAUGCCUCUACGUAGAUAACCCGACUUAAAAACGUUGUAAUUUCACGCCAUUUCGUUCAGUUUUCGUCAGAAUGGCAGAAGCCGAGAUUGACCCAGAACCAGAAGUUCGACAACCUUGUAACAUACCACCUAAUGAUAGACUUAAGCACCUAGUAGCCAGCUGUAAAAAUGCCGUAAAACUAGACUACACCAAACCGCUUUCUCAGUAUUACCAUGCAGGAAUGACGAUGGCGAAAAUGGCAAACGCCUACUAUUUCGAGCGCAAAACCGAAAACGCGUACGCUCUUUACUUGAAAUUUAUGACUUUAUUCAUGGAAGAAAUGCCCAAGCAUCCGGAUUUUGAGAAAGAUCCAGUGAAGGCGAAAGUGAACAAUCCAGAUAAAAUGGAAAAGUUAAUAUCAAAAGUUGAUAAACUGCAGCAGAUAUUGAUGAGGCAGUAUAGAGAGGACUAUGAGAAAUUUCUUAUUGAAAAAGAGAACCAAAAUCUUAAAAAUUUAGUUGAUAGUGCCAGAAAUGAGGCAAGCAGUUCAAGGCAUGAAGUCAAUAAUGUAGUGCCAAUGGUUGUACAUCAAGAGCAAAUGGAAAGUAGUGUUAACUAUGAGUGGCUGCCUGUGACUCAAUAUAUCGUUCUCAGACGACUAGGAUGGAUUAGAAGUGUCUGAAUUGUACUUUCCAUUUUUUUGAUAGAAGCUUUAAUUUGAGUUUAUGAAAUUUAUGAAAAAUUUUGUUUUUGCGUUUGGAAUCUGCUUUAUUAUAAAUAUACUGUUAGUUAGAAAUUUGUCUAUUUUUUGUUGUAAGUUUUACAAAUAUAUAAAUACCUAUCUAGAUA
Zophobas morio is the source of this 913-nucleotide messenger RNA. Its product is annotated as STAM-binding protein-like. NCBI's taxonomy places the organism in Eukaryota, Metazoa, Arthropoda, Insecta, Coleoptera, Tenebrionidae. The coding region runs from base 156 to 746 and encodes 196 amino acids. Gene Ontology annotation, cellular component: endosome; membrane. The transcript has 3 exons. Gene Ontology annotation, molecular function: K63-linked deubiquitinase activity. Gene Ontology annotation, biological process: protein K63-linked deubiquitination. The record is from RefSeq and is a predicted model, not a curated record.